AUUGUGACGGGCUUCUUUGCGCAGGACGAUCCCAAUGCGAACUCGAGCGCGAUCGGCUCGGCUCCAGCCCGGUUCGGUCUGCUCGAUACAUCGCCGGCGCGCUGGGAGACGUUCAGGUUCAAGCUCGCGAAGUUGAACGCACAGGCGGAGUGGGGGACGCAGUACAAGGCCAUCUUCUUCGCCAGGCACGGCGAGGGUUUCCGUAUGAGGUUUGCAGAUAACGUCGCUGAGGCCAAGUACGGCACGCCGGUACGCACCUACUGGUCCAAGCUCGACGGCGAUGGAGAGAUCGUCUGGGGCCCCGACGCCAACUUGACGGACAACGGGGUGCAGCAGGCGAUCACCGUCGGCGAGCUUUGGAAGGCGGAGCACAAGUUCAACAUCCCGCUCCCACAGAAGCUCUACGCGAGCCCAAUGCGGCGCGCGCUGUACACGUUCAAGCUCGAGCUCGAGGACAGCGGCGUCAUAAACGACCUCUUCCUCCGCACGCUCAUCUUGGAGGACCUGCGCGAGCAGUAUGGGGUGCACACGUGCGACAUGCGCUUCACGAAGACGGAGAUCGCGGAGAACUUUCACGCGCCGGUGUACCACUUUGAGCGGGGUUUCGCGGAGAACGACACGCUCUGGACGGCGGAUGAGCGCGAGAGCUCGGAGCACACUGCGUGGCGCGCGAAACAAGUACUUGACAAGAUCUUCACGGAGGAUAAGUUCGAGACGUACAUCGGGAUCACAGCACACAGCGGGAUUAUUAACGGCUUCGUGCGUACCCUUGGUCGUCCUAGGUACGCCCUCCAUACGGGAGGUGAGUUGUAA
Molecule: messenger RNA, 813 nt
Organism: Epithele typhae
Lineage: Eukaryota; Fungi; Basidiomycota; Agaricomycetes; Polyporales; Epitheliaceae
Product: histidine phosphatase superfamily
Exons: 6
Cellular component (GO): cytoplasm
Molecular function (GO): phosphatase activity
Source: RefSeq, a predicted model, not a curated record